Nerophis ophidion (straightnose pipefish) is the source of this 4097-nucleotide messenger RNA. RefSeq names its product protein kinase N1a (gene pkn1a). Gene Ontology annotation, molecular function: small GTPase binding; protein serine/threonine kinase activity; ATP binding. NCBI's taxonomy places the organism in Eukaryota, Metazoa, Chordata, Actinopteri, Syngnathiformes, Syngnathidae. Bases 557 to 3355 code for a protein of 932 amino acids. Gene Ontology annotation, biological process: signal transduction; protein phosphorylation. The transcript has 23 exons. The record is from RefSeq and is a predicted model, not a curated record.
CCACGCAUUGACAGGCGGCAUCCCGCGUGUCACGUGACCCGGGAAGCGCCAGCGCGAGGCGUGUUGGCGGUUCACGGAUGUUUCUGGUACAGAAUACCGGCGCUAGCGAGCACACGCACGCCGAGCAAGCGGCCGCCUUUCUUUUCGCAUUUUGCGGUGAAUAACCGCCCGUGGAUGUGACUUUUUUUUUCAGCGGCAGGACGAGACUGGAGGCGCCGCCGGGUGGGGGGGGCUUUCUUUAUUCUCUUCUUUUUUCUUUAAACCGGCAUCGCUUCAUUGUUGUGGCUGCCAUUGUGGUGCGGUCCGGAUGAUUGAACGGGAGACCGAGCAAACACGUUUUACGUCGGCUUUUUUAAACACAACUUGAGAGGACGAGGGUGGGUCCACCCAAAGCAGGAUUACCUCUCUACCGCCUUUUGUGCCAACAGGCUGUUUCGGUCAAAGUUGAGACAACAUCCAUCUUUGUGUGCUAUUGUUUCGGAGGGGUUCACGGCCCGUGGACGAGGGGGACAAACCCCUACAAGAGCACAGGUUGUCCGGUUAUUCGAACACGGCGAUGGCCAACGACUCAAUACAAAGUGACCCGGGCGAGUUGUCUGUGCUGGAGCACCUCGGUCUGGAUCAGAACUCAGACUUCUCCGACUCUAGUGUGCAGCAGCUUCUGGAUGAGCAGCGUGAACGAAUUCGCCGAGAGAUCCGGAAAGAGUUGAAGAUUAAGGAGGGAGCGGAGAACCUACGCAGGGCGACCACAGACAAGAGGAACGCUCAGCAGGUGGACAGCCAGUUACGGUGCUCCAAUCGCAAGCUGGAUAACCUUCAUGCUCAGCUGCAGGAACUGGACGCUCACAUUGUGGUGAAGGGAGGAGAUGAUAAUAAAGAUGAAUGUCCUCAGUCUCCCGGGGCGGAGAGUCGAACGUCUGCACACAAGGAGCGCAUCGCUGCCCUGGAGAGGCAGCUCAACAUCGAGGUCAAAGUCAAACAAGGAGUUGAGAACAUGAUCCCCAUCUAUGCCAAUGGUUCCACCAAGGACAAAAAAAUGCUGCAGACCGCCCAACAGAUGCUUCAGGACAGUAAAACCAAAAUAGACAUCAUUCGCAUGCAAAUCCGCAAAGCUGUACAGGCCACUGAGCACAAUGAUGACACACAGGGUAACCACGACCUGUGUGGGGUGGAGCUGCGCAUUGAGGAGCUGAGGCACCACUACAGGGUGGAACACGCUGUCGCUGAAGGUGCCAAAAAUGUGAUUCGGCUUCUGGGGGCCACCAAGGUCCAGGAUAAAAAAGCUCUUUCUGAGGCACAGUCUCGGCUGAGUGAGGCCUCUCAGCGGUUGGACCUACUUAGGGACUCCCUGGACCAGCGCCUGGCUGAGCUGCCAGAGGACCACCCGAAGGCCAAUGUCAUCAAAGAGGAGAUGAUGCUGGCUUCUUCGCCAGCCUUCAGCUCCCGCCACGGCGCCCCCUACGUCCACAACCAGUACAGCACUCUCAACAAGCCUUCGCCUCUCACUGGUACCCUACAGGUACAGAUUUUGGGCUGCGUGGGGUUGUUGGAGGUGGUGCCAGGACGCAAUAAAGGAAAUGCUGUCCUGCUGCCCUGCUACAGCCCUGGCGACACGCGCUCGUUCAUGAGGGGCAGCAAGGGUCUGUACAGCCGAAGUGGCUCAGUCAGCGGGAAGACGCCGAGCAAGACAGAGGAGCUCUCCUCCGAGGUGAGCGCUGUGCUCAAGCUGGAUAACACAGUGGUUGGUCAGACAGCCUGGAAGACAGUUGGAGAGCAAGCUUGGGACCAGACCUUCACUGUGGAGCUAGAAAGGUCAAGGGAGAUGGAGAUUGCCGUGUACUGGAAGGACUAUCGCUCAGUGUGUGCUCUCAAGUACUUGAAGCUGGAAGAGUUCCUGGACAACCAGAAGCACAGAGUUCAGCUGGAGCUGGAACCACAGGGCCUGCUUUUAGCUGAGGUGACCUUCUUUAACCCAGUUAUCGAGAGAGUUCCUCGUCUCCAGAGGCAGAAGAAGAUCUUCUCUAAGCAACAAGGCAAGGCCUUCCUUCGAGCUCGCCAGAUGAAUGUUGAUAUCGGGACGUGGGUGAGGCUUCUUCGAAACGCCAUUCCUACUGUCAAUAACUCUGGAAACUACAGUCCAAACGCACACAGCCUGCCACUCAACACUGGGGACAUCUCGAUGGAGAAGUUAAGUCUGGAUAGCGACUCACCGGUUAAAGGCGAUUACAAGAGAGACACAGAAGCACACACCCCGGACCAACUGCCAGGCAUCGAGCCCUUUACCCUCUCAGACCUCACCCCAGAGUGCCCUGUCCGAACCCCGUCUGUCAGCAGUAAGCAGAGGAAAGGCCCUUUGUCGCUCCAAGACUUCCGGCUGAUUGCUGUGUUAGGCCGAGGCCAUUUCGGCAAGGUUUUGUUAUCCGAAUACAAGAAGACGGGCACCAUGUUCGCCAUUAAAGCUUUGAAGAAAGGAGAUAUUAUAGCUCGCGAUGAAGUCGAAAGUCUAAUGUGUGAAAAACGGAUCUUUGAGAUCGUCAACCUGUCACACCAUCCCUUCCUGGUCAACCUCUUUGCGUGCUUCCAGACGGCAGAGCAUGUGUGUUUCGUCAUGGAGUACACGGCAGGAGGAGACCUGAUGAUGCACAUACACACAGAUGUCUUCACUGAGCCUCGAGCUGUGUUUUAUGCUGCUUGUGUAGUUCUUGGACUUCAGUUCCUCCACGAUCAUAAGAUUGUGUACAGAGAUCUAAAGCUCGACAACCUUCUGCUCGACACAGAUGGUUACGUGAAGAUUGCUGACUUUGGAUUGUGUAAAGAAGGCAUGGGCUUUGGGGACCGCACCAGCACCUUCUGUGGAACGCCAGAGUUUUUGGCCCCUGAGGUUCUAACGGAUACAUCCUACACCAGGGCAGUAGACUGGUGGGGCCUUGGCGUACUUAUCUAUGAGAUGUUGGUGGGAGAGUCUCCUUUCCCUGGGGAUGAUGAAGAGGAGGUGUUUGACAGCAUUGUGAAUGAUGAAGUCCGCUACCCGCGAUUCCUCUCAACUGAGGCCAUUGGUAUCAUGAGACGGCUGCUGAGGAGAAACCCAGAGAGGCGAUUGGGCUCUGGCGAGAAGGAUGCAGAGGAGGUGAAGAAGCAGCCAUUUUUCAGAAACGUGGACUGGGAAGCGCUGCUCCAAAGGAAGGUGCCGCCUCCCUUCGUCCCCUCCAUCGGCGGAAAGGAGGACGUCAGUAACUUCGACGAGGAGUUCACCACAGAGCAGCCCGCGCUCACGCCUCCACGAGAGCCUCGCGUGCUCACACGCAAGGACCAGGACAGUUUCCUGGACUUUGACUACGUCUCUGACCUCUGCUAGUAGUGGACUUUUUCCUCUUUUUGGCUUUGCCGGGAAUGUUACGUACUGAAAUGCCUCACAAACGAUUUUGUGUGCGCGCCACGGUUCCGUAUGAUUGUUUUAAUACACUGUGAAUGAAUGUGGAAGACACUGAAGUUAGUUUUCUGUGUUUGCAUGCUUUUAAAAGAUGCAGUCUGAAGGAUAAUCUGGUAAAUUAUUGGAGGGACAGUUCGGUGAGAGGAGCUCGCCGUCUCUGUACUGUCGACGGUUGGAGGUCGCUCACUGCCUCUUGUAUCGAUGCCUUAUAUUUGUACUCGUAUCAGACCAAUGGACAAAAACAAUGUUUUUAUGUUGUAAUUUUACAUAGAGCAGACGGAAGAGUGACAAGUCAAGAGCUGCACACAUACUCUCCACUGUUCUUUUUAAAGAAAGAAAAGAUGACCUGUAGAGUGAAUUACUCUCAUGAUGCUGAUGUGACACAGAGAUGGAGUUGACCACAGGGUAAACGACCACUGUCUUACAUAACGGCAAUUGCUUCUUAUUUAUGCUGUAUGGAUUUUGACAAUGUGACAGUUUUACAGCAGUACUUUACAAACUAGACUUUCGACAACCCCGCACAGUUGGAUACAUUAUGAUUGCAAUACAUAAAGUGUGCACUGUUAGUUCAUACAACACACACACACCACAAAUAUCAGCACAACAGCUCUGUGGUCUGUAAGUAUUGUUUUUGUUUUGUCAUUAAAAAAAACACUUGAGACUUGGA